ACAACGUCAUAUAUUCCAAUGAUUUCAUUGGAUUGCGCUCGGUGAAAAUCGUGAAUCGGACCAAUCAAAACUGUGCCCAUCGAUCCUGCAUAUAGCACAUAUAACUUGAAUUGAGCUUAGCGUUCGUCUACUGUUCAACGGAAGAUUGUAAUAGCUUCACAGUGAGAAAGCCAAGUAUACAACAAUGCCUAAAAAGGAAGGGAAACCAAGGGGUCGUAUGUCCUCGUAUGCCUUUUUCGUGCAAUGCUGCAGAGAAGAACACAAGAAGAAGCAUCCAGCAGAGAAUGUGGUGUUUGCAGAAUUUACAAAAAAGUGUGCUUCUAAGUGGAAGGAGAUGACACCAAAGGAGAAGAAGCGCUUCGAGGAUAUGGCUGAGCAAGACAAAUCACGCUAUGAAAAGGAGAUGACUAACUAUGUCCCAUCAUCCUCACCAACUGGCAAAGGCAAGAAGCGGACCAAGGACCCAAAUGCUCCCAAGAGAGCUCUGUCUGCUUUCUUCGUAUUCUGUGGCGAGGAACGUUCUAAGGUAAAGGCCAAGCACCCAGAGUGGAGCGUAGGUGAUAUUGCUAAGGAACUGGGCAAGAAAUGGGAGGCUGUCACAGACAGGAGCAAGUAUGAGAAACAAGCAGCCAAGGACCGAGAACGUUAUGAAAAGGAAAUGGCAGCUUACCGAGGGGGUGGAGGUGGUGGCGCAAGCCCAGCCAAGAAGGCUAAGCCUGCUCCUAAGAAGAAGGUAGAGGAGAGUGAGGAAGAGGAGGAAGAAGAAGAGGAGGAGGAGGAGGAGGAAGAGGAUGAUGAGUAGAUAGAAAAAAAGGGUCGCGAUAUCAUCAGUUGAACCACCCAAAGACUGGAAAUAUUGACAUUGUUUCAAGUUUUUUAAUGUUAACGCUUUUGAAAAUUAUAAGAGCCAAGAGAAGAAAACUGUCAGUUGGUUUUGUUAGUUUUUAAUCUUGAAAAUUUGGGUAAACAUGCACCUUAAGAAAUUGUUCAUUAUACAUUUGUGUGGUUUAAAAAUGUGUGAUCAUGAAUAAAUGUCCCAUUAUGUCAGCUGUUCAAAUAUUGUUACUUGUUGCCAUCAAUAUUAUAUCAAACUGUACUUCUAUAGCAUUUUGAUUUGAAGAAGCAAUGUUUCUGUUUGAAAAUUGAAAAUUUCAUUAAUAUUUCUUCCUGGCACAUGCUUCAAAAUCUUACAUACAUUAUGUAUUAAAGCAUCCACAACAUCUGUGUAGCACACAUUUCUUUAAUUUCACACAACAUAUGAACACUUUGUCUUCUGUAUUCAUUUCAUGUAAUAUAUCAUUUGUAAAUACUAUUCAUUUUUCACAACUUGUUACAUUUUCAAUCUCUUAUUUUAUUCAUUAAAUUGAGAUUUUAAUGGUAAACAACAAGUGCGCUGGAUAUGCGACAUCCAGUUAAUUCAUAUUAGUCUCAGUUUCUUGUUUAACAAUUUUAGAAGUUGUAUGUAUGUGAGUGCUCAAAGUAUGUCUGUAUAUAUAUACCUUAAGAAUGUGAAUAUGAAUGUCAUUUAAAAAAGCUUGUGAAAUAAACUGUUUUACAGGU
This is a messenger RNA of Dreissena polymorpha, 1560 nucleotides long. RefSeq names its product high mobility group protein B1-like. NCBI's taxonomy places the organism in Eukaryota, Metazoa, Mollusca, Bivalvia, Myida, Dreissenidae. The record is from RefSeq and is a predicted model, not a curated record. Gene Ontology annotation, molecular function: DNA binding, bending. Bases 185 to 802 code for a protein of 205 amino acids. Gene Ontology annotation, biological process: regulation of transcription by RNA polymerase II. The transcript is spliced from 5 exons.